AUGGGAAAUCCAUCAGCCGAAAGGUUUAAUUGGACCCUUCUCAGAAUGUUAGGUACUGUUGCUGAAGAUCAUAAAUCUAAGUGGGCAGAUUUUGUUCCUUCUCUUGUUCAGGCUUAUAACGCCACCAAGAACUCUUCUACAGGUUUUUCUUCUCACUUUCUUAUGUUUGGAUGGCAUCCCCGUCUUUCUGUGGAUGCCUUUCUUGGUACUUUUCCUUCUAACUCUGAACAUCUUUCUCCUCCUACUUAUGUUUCUCGUUUGAAGGAACGCCUUCAAUAUGCUUAUCGGUUAGCUGGUGAUGUUUCCAAGAAGGGGCUGAUCAAAACAAGAAGCAAUAUGACCCUAGAGUUCGAGAGAAAUAUGCUUCUUCCAUUUAUUUCUAUUCCUGAAGAAGAUGCAGAUUCACCCGUUGAAACUAAGCCUAACCAAAACCUAGACGUGUUUCUAUACAGAAAGACAUCAAGUUCGGUCCAAAUUGAAGAAAGUAAUUCAUCAUCUGAUUCUGAAACUGCAUCAAGUUCGGUCCAAAUUGAAGAAAGUAAUUCAUCAUCUGAUUCUGAAACAGCAUCAAGUUCUGUCCAAAUUGAAGAAAGUAAUUCAUCAUCUGAUUCUGAAACAGCAUCAAGUUCUGUCCAAAUUGAAGAAAGUAAUUCAUCAUCUGAUUCUGAAACUGCAUCAAGUUCGGUCCAAAGUGAAGAAAGUAAUUCAUCACCUGAUUCUGAAACAGCAUCAAUUUCGGUCCAAAUUGAAGAAAUAAAUUCAUCAUCUGAUUCUGAAACAGCAUCAAGUUCGGUCCAAAUUGAAGAAAGUAAUUUAUCAUCGGAUUCUGAAACAACAUCAAGUUCGGUCCAAAUUGAAGAAAGUAAUUUAUCAUCUGAUUCUGAAACUGCAUCAAGUUCGGUCCAAAUUGAAGAAAGUAAUUCAUCACCUGAUUCUGAAACAGCAUCAAGUUCGGUCCAACUUGAAGAAAGUAAUUUAUCACCUGAUUCUGAAACAGCAUCAAGUUCGGUCCAAAUUGAAGAAAGUAAUUUAUCAUCUGAUUCUGAAACAGCAUCAAGUUCGGUCCAAAUUGAGGAAAGUAAUUCAUCACCUGAUUCUGAAACAGCAUCAAGUUUGGUCCAACUUGAAGAAAGUAAUUUAUCACCUGAUUCUGAAACAGCAUCAAGUUCGGUCCAAAUUGAAGAAAGUUAUUCAUCACCUGAUUCUGAAACAACAUCAAGUUCUGUCCCAAAUGUAGAAGAAACAAACGAUGAAGACUUCUAUGGUUUUCAUGGAUUAGGUGACCUACAGCUAUACCGAGUUUUAAGAGAGGACGAAUCUAUUGAAAACGGAAUAUUUUGUCAAAAUAAAAAUUCAAACAGAACUGUUGCACAGCAUAUUGCAUCGGGAUCAAAAUAUAAAUCAAAGUUCAUCUCAACUACUUCAAGUUUAGAUGUAGCCAGAUACUGGGCCUACUUUGAAAUGGAUACACGCGAAAGAAAAGCUAAAAAAGUACCUUCGAAAAUAGUAGAAAUAGAUAUUAAAGUACUUGCUGGAACCAACUACGAAAAGAACUGCAUCAAUCUGUGUGAUGAAGAAGUCAGAAAUCACUUUAUCAAAGGUGCCAUUCACAGAAAUUAUGCAAAGUCUUCUAGAGAGGUUCUUUUUGUAGAACAAAUUCCGAAGAAGGCAAUUCGAUUGAAAGAAGAUAUUUCUAGGCCAAACACCCCAUCUCCUAAAAAGGAAAAAAAAAGGAAAAAAGAAAGACAACGAUUUGGCUGCUAAGAUGAGUUCAAUGAGUUUGAAAAAUAACUAAUCAGAUAUUAUAUGUUGUUAUUGGCUCUUACUAUUUUACAACUAAAGUUUACAUUC
Molecule: messenger RNA, 1851 nt
Organism: Ruditapes philippinarum (Manila clam)
Lineage: Eukaryota; Metazoa; Mollusca; Bivalvia; Venerida; Veneridae
Exons: 2
Coding region: 1-1764 (587 amino acids)
Molecular function (GO): nucleic acid binding
Source: RefSeq, a predicted model, not a curated record